Rhincodon typus (whale shark) is the source of this 1183-nucleotide messenger RNA. Its product is annotated as leukocyte elastase inhibitor-like. The record is from RefSeq and is a predicted model, not a curated record. The coding region runs from base 1 to 1008 and encodes 335 amino acids. The transcript has 5 exons. Lineage: Eukaryota; Metazoa; Chordata; Chondrichthyes; Orectolobiformes; Rhincodontidae. Gene Ontology annotation, molecular function: serine-type endopeptidase inhibitor activity. Gene Ontology annotation, biological process: negative regulation of endopeptidase activity.
AUGGAGGAGCUGAGCAAAGCAAAUUGCCUUUUCACUCUUGACCUAUUCAGAAAGCUGAUUGAAAGCAAUCUAGAUGGCAACAUCUUUUUUUCUCCAUUCAGCAUCUCUGCUGCAUUUGCCAUGGUUUACCUUGGAGCAAAAAAUAUCACCGCAUCUCAAAUGAAAAUGCAAUCCGAGAUUAAUCGAGCUGAUUUUUCAUAUCUGUUGAAAGUGGCCAAUCGACUAUAUGGAGAGAAGAGCUACAGCUUCCUAGAAGAAUUCUUUACUUCCUCCAUGAAAUUCUAUGGAGAAAAGAUGUCUGCAGUUGAUUUCCAAACUGCUGCAAAUGAAAUAAGGCAGGAGAUCAGUAAGUGGGUGGAGUUACGGACUACAGGUUCUCAUAACUGUUUCAUUCAUCACAGUUUUUUGAAACACUUGAGUUGCAAAAUAAUAAAGUGCUUCAAUUACUUUUCACAAAAUGAAAGGAAGCCAGUGAAAACGAUGCACCAAAAGAAAAAGUUCUAUAUCUUCCAUAUUCAAGAAUUUAAACUCCAAGUUCUUGAGCUGCCAUACGUUGGUAAUGACUUAAGCAUGAACAUCUUGUUGCCAGAUAUAAUCAUGGAUAAUUCCAUGGAUGUGAAACAGCUGGAGCAGGAACUUACCUUAGGAAAACUGCAAGAGUGGACACAUCCAAACUGUAUGAGAAAGCUGGAUGUUCAUGUUUGUCUGCCCAAAUUUAAACUGGAAGGUGACUGUGAGCUGAAAUCGCCGCUGUCCAGUUUAGGCAUGGAGGAUGUUUUCGACAGUGCGAGGACCAAUCUAACUGGAAUGUCUGCAACCCACGACUUAUAUGUUUCCAAAGUUGUGCACAAGUCUUUUGUGGAGGUGAAUGAGGAGGGAACUGAAGCAGCAGGAGCUACAGCAGUGAUGAUUCAAUUCUGUAUGGUGAUGGAUGAAGGGUUUUUCACUGCUGAUCAUCCCUUCCUCUUUGUCAUCAGGACUGAAGAAGGGUACUAUGUGAAACGUUGACUGCUCCUUUCCCCUAGAUGCUGCCUGGCUUGCUGUGUUCUUCCAGCCUCCUGUUUGCCUACCUUGGAUUCCAGCAUCUGCAGUUUUGUUUUGUCCCUCACAACAAAACAAAGAGCAUUCUAUUCUUUGAGAUAGUAGGAACUGCCGAUGCUGCAGUCUAAGAUAACAAGGUGUA